Molecule: messenger RNA, 2538 nt
Organism: Ochotona princeps (American pika)
Lineage: Eukaryota; Metazoa; Chordata; Mammalia; Lagomorpha; Ochotonidae
Product: IgGFc-binding protein-like
Exons: 6
Coding region: 69-2447 (792 amino acids)
Source: RefSeq, a predicted model, not a curated record
CAGCCUCUCGCCCCCAGGUGGACGGCCAGGUGGUGACCCUCCCAGUGCAGUUGGGCGCUGAGGUCCACAUGUGGCGGCAACAGGGCCAGGUGCGCUUGCAGGUGGGCACCAGGCUGCAGGUGCACUUCAGCGGGCGCCACACACUGCUGCUGCGGGUGGGACCCGAGUACCGGGGCCGGUUGUGCGGCCUCUGCGGCAACUUCAACGACGACCCCGAUGAUGACAAAGUGCUGCCUAGCGGGGCACCGGCCCGCAGCGACGCUGAGUUUGGCAAUGCCUGGCAGACCCAGGACAGCGGGCCCAGCUGUCGACAAGACCUUGGGGACACCCAGCCAUGCCAGGACAGGGCCCGAGUGGAGCAGCUCUGUGGAACCCUCACCAACCGCUCCGGGCCUUUCGCCGAGUGCCACUGGGCUGAGGCUCCGGCGUCCUACAUGCAUGCUUGUGUCUUUGACCUGUGUCAGUACGGCACGGGCAACCGCAUGUUGUGUGCCGCGCUCGAGUCCUAUGCCCAGCUCUGCAGCCUACGCAGCAUACGCCUGCCGGAGUGGCGCACCAGCCUGGGGUGCAGUAUGGCGUGUCCAGCCAACAGCUACUACGAUUUCUGUGGGCCACCCUGCCCAGCCACCUGUGCUGACCUCAAUUCCUCAACGCCCUGCACCCGCCAGUGCACAGCUGGCUGCUUCUGCCUGGAGGGCUUCGCUCUAGAAGCGGGUGUCUGUGUGCCCCUCGCUCACUGCGGCUGCCACCUGCAGGGUCGCUACAUCCCUCUCGGUGCAGAGGUGCUGCCCACAGCCACCUGUGACCAGAAGUGUGUAUGCCGGGGGCCCGGGCAGCCGCUUGAGUGCCGCCCUCACGCAUGUGGGCGUCGUGAGCGGUGCCGCCAGCGCCAGGGAGUCUGGGGCUGUUAUCCCAUGCGCUUUGGGACCAUGUGGCUCUAUGGAGACCCCCACCUGCGCACCUUUAAUGGGACCCACCGUCAUGUCCGAGGGCCUGGCCGGGAGCUCUUGGUCAGAACAUGCCAGCCACACCAUGCCCCCUUUGCCAUUUGGGUGGAGAUCAGGCGCCUAAAGCCCUGGGCUGCCACCUGGGCCCAGCAGGUGGACGUGGAUGUGGCCGGAUGGCAGCUGUCACUGCUGGCGGGACAGUUCGGGAUGGUCCAGGUGAAUGGAUCCCAAGCCCGCCUGCCCCUGAUACUGGCUGGGGGUGCGAUCCGGGCCUUCUCCAGCUCCUCAGCCAUCACAGUCCAGGCAGCUUCUGGCUUCUCCGUGGCCUUCCAUGAGACCCGAGCCCUGUGGGUGACAGUGCCUGAGACCUACACAAGAGCCCUCUGUGGCCUGGGAGGAGCCUUCGAUGUGGACUUGCAGGAGGACCUUGGGGGUCCCAAUGGCACGUGGCUCCCCAACAUCCCUGGCGCACCCAUGGGCCCAGCACCCCUGUGGCCACAGGACCAAGAGGCAGCCAUGUAUCAGACCUCCUGUGGGGUGCUAGGUGCUCCAGGGGGGCCUUUUGGGGCCUGCCACAAGAACGCAAACAUUCAGGUCCUUGUGGAGAACUGCAUCCUGGACCUCCAUGCCACUGGGGGUGCGCAUGACACACUGUGUGCCGUGCUGGGGAGCUACACCCGGGAGUGCCAGCGACGUGGCCUCCCAGUGUGGCCCUGGAGACAUCUCGUGGCCUGUGAGCUGGCCUGCCCGCCCCACAGUCACUAUGAACUCUGCGGUUCCUCUUGCCCCAGCUCCUGCGCUGAACCUGCACUGCCCGACAGCUGUCCCACGCCAUGCCAGGAGGGUUGCCAGUGUGACCCUGGCUUCAUGCUCAGUGGCACGGACUGUGUGCCCCCCACGCAGUGCGGCUGUUCCUUGGAGGGGCGCUACCACCUGCUCGGAGAGAUCUUCUGGGCAGGGGAGCGCUGUGAGCGGCUCUGCUACUGUGAGGCCUCCACUGGCAUGGUGCGGUGCUCCCCGUACUCCUGUGGGCCCGGGCAGCGCUGCGGGGUCCUCAGGGGUGUGUUUGGGUGCCACGCGCUCUCCCCUGGCACCUGCCAGGCAGCCGGGUGCUUGGACAUUAACACACAGGACGGGAGACCCGAUGAGUUCUCAGGCACCUGCACUUCUGGUUUUGCCACAUCUGAGGGCACCUCUGGCUCUCUGCCCUUUCACAAGGUAGAACUUGGCAAGGAGGAGAACAGUUCUGACUAUCCUGCCGAGAUUAUUCCAGUGACAUCUUUCCCGGUGCAGGGGGUCCACGCUUGUCUGCAGAGAGAGGUGUCAAGGCCGAGUACCACAGGGAACAGCUCCACAGUUGUCCAGGCAGCUGCACGCACCUGUCCGUCCAGCCCUUUGCCCCCAUCAUGUCCCAGAAGUGAGACCCUGGAGUACGGAGGUGACACAACUUCUCUGGUCCAGCGAGGCCGCUUAGUGACCCAAGCAGAAUCCCUCUUGUGAGUGGUGGGGAUCCAUUGACGCCUCUGUCCCGCAGCCCUGAGCUGGCUCCUCUACUGCUGGAAGCUUGAAGAGCAGUCAGAUGAAGGAUCCA